Molecule: messenger RNA, 1326 nt
Organism: Trichosporon asahii var. asahii CBS 2479
Lineage: Eukaryota; Fungi; Basidiomycota; Tremellomycetes; Trichosporonales; Trichosporonaceae
Product: ATP(GTP)-binding protein Fet5
Exons: 3
Coding region: 1-1326 (441 amino acids)
Molecular function (GO): GTPase activity
Source: RefSeq, a predicted model, not a curated record
AUGCGCUACGCCGUCCUCGUCACCGGCCCCGCCGGCGCGGGCAAGAGCACCUUCUGCAAUGCGCUCAUCACGCACGCGCAGACGAUGAACAGGCAGGUGCACCUGGUCAACCUCGAUCCCGCAGCCGACAAGUUUGAGUACAAGCCUGUGCUCGACAUUCGCGACCUGAUCUCGCUCGAGGACGUCAUGGAGGAGCUCGAGUUUGGACCGAACGGUGGUCUUGUGUACUGCUUUGAAGGAGGAGAGCUUGGGGAAGGAGAGCAGAUGGCCCAGCUUCUCGUGCGUGGAUUUCGAGCUGACUCCAGGUAUCUCCUGAACAACCUGGACUGGCUCGAGGAGGAACUGGGCCAGUACGAGGACGAGUACCUCAUCAUCGACUGUCCAGGCCAGAUCGAGCUGUACACGAACAUCCCUCUGCUGCCGCAGCUUGCCAACUUCCUGCAACGGCGGCUGAACUACCGCGUGUCUGCCGUCUACCUCCUCGAGUCGCAGUUCAUCCAGGACAAGUCCAAGUUUUUUGCCGGCGUGCUCAGUGCCAUGUCGUGCAUGCUGUCGCUCGGCAUCAGCAUGCUCUGCCUGAUGAGCAAGAUGGACCUGAUCAAGGACGACAAGGGGCGCGUCAAGCGUGAAGUCGGGCGGUAUCUCGACCCCGACCCAGGGCUCAUUGACGAGGACACGCACUCCAAUGAGCGGUUCCACAACCUGAACAAGGCCCUCGUUGGGUUGAUUGAGGACCAGAACAUUGUCUCCUUCCUCCCGCUCGACGUCACGGACGAGGACAGCGUCAACACCGUGCUCUCCCAUGUCGACAACAUGAUGCAGUAUGGCGAGGCAAUCGAGCUGUACACGCACAUCCCUCUGCUGCCGCAGCUUGCCAACUUCCUGCAACGGCGGCUGAACUACCGCGUGUCUGCCGUCUACCUCCUCGAGUCGCAGUUCAUCCAGGACAAGUCCAAGUUUUUUGCCGGCGUGCUCAGUGCCAUGUCGUGCAUGCUGUCGCUCGGCAUCAGCAUGCUCUGCCUGAUGAGCAAGAUGGACCUGAUCAAGGACGACAAGGGGCGCGUCAAGCGUGAAGUCGGGCGGUAUCUCGACCCCGACCCAGGGCUCAUUGACGAGGACACGCACUCCAAUGAGCGGUUCCACAACCUGAACAAGGCCCUCGUUGGGUUGAUUGAGGACCAGAACAUUGUCUCCUUCCUCCCGCUCGACGUCACGGACGAGGACAGCGUCAACACCGUGCUCUCCCAUGUCGACAACAUGAUGCAGUAUGGCGAGGACGAGGAGCCCAAGAUGCCCAAGGACCUCGAGGAGGGGAUGGAUGAGUAA